UGUUUAGGAGGCUGCAGACACUAAUUAAUCAUAAAGGAGACGAUUCUAAGGGCAAGCACUGGACUUCUGCUCGCAACCCUGUUCCUGACUCACAGAUUCUAUUUGUUUGCACAGCACUGCCCCAAGGAACAACAUAAAAGCAGUUCACAAAGAGACACAAAUUCUACUCAGCAUGAAAAUCCCAGCCAUCUGACGUAGAGGGAUUUAUAGGUUUAGUGGAAAUUGCUUUCCCAGCAUCCAGAUUAAAUACUGACUGGCAUUUUGUCUCUGAACUGGUAAACAUCCUUCUAAUAAUGAGAUGACCCAACAAUGUAUGAAGGCCCAGAUAGAUCUCAGUUUUAGAGCUUCUCCCGUGGACUAAUUUUGGGCCGUAGGCUGCUAGGUAUCAUGCUGACUAACAGUAACGUUCAGACCUGCAUCUUUCUACUUCUUUGGGGAUGGACAAUGUCAACUGAGAGCAGAACCCAGCAGCGUGUGAAAGGCGUACCUGAGCUGUACAAACAGGGCAGUAGGCCACACAGACAGAGAAGGGAAGUGCAUCAGGAGUCACACAAGCAAGGCAGCCCUGUAUUUAAGAGAAGUCCCGACAUCACAAAGUCUCCACUCACAAAGUCAGAGCAGCUUCUCAGAAUAGAUGAUCACGACUUCACCAUGAGACCUGGAUUUGGGGGUCCUGCAAUACCAGUGGGCGUUGAUGUACAAGUGGAAAGUUUAGACAGUAUUUCAGAGGUUGAUAUGGACUUCACUAUGAAAUUGUAUCUAAGACACUACUGGAAAGAUGAGCGCUUGUCCUUCCCCAGUUCCAACAAUCAGAGUAUGACGUUUGAUGGCCGGCUAGUGAAAAAGAUUUGGGUUCCCGACAUGUUCUUUGUUCAUUCCAAGAGAUCCUUUAUUCAUGAUACCACAACAGAUAAUAUUAUGCUGAGGGUUCAACCUGAUGGGAAAGUGCUGUACAGUCUCAGGGUGACAGUGACAGCAAUGUGCAAUAUGGAUUUUAGCCGUUUUCCUCUUGACACCCAGUCCUGCUCUUUAGAGAUUGAAAGCUAUGCAUACACAGAAGAUGAUCUUAUGCUAUAUUGGAAGAAUGGUAACGAAUCAUUAAAAACUGACGACAGAAUAUCAUUAUCACAAUUCCUUAUUCAGGAGUUUCACACGACUACAAGGCUUGCUUUCUAUAGCAGCACAGGAUGGUACAAUCGCCUGUACAUCAACUUUACAUUACGGCGCCACAUCUUCUUCUUUCUCCUACAAACAUACUUCCCAGCAACCCUGAUGGUGAUGCUCUCUUGGGUGUCUUUCUGGAUAGAUCGCAGGGCAGCUCCUGCCAGAGUUCCCUUAGGUAUAACCACGGUGUUGACUAUGUCUACCAUCAUAACGGGAGUAAAUGCCUCCAUGCCCAGAGUCUCAUACAUCAAAGCCGUGGACAUUUACUUGUGGGUUAGUUUUGUGUUUGUCUUCCUAUCGGUGCUGGAAUAUGCAGCCGUGAAUUAUUUGACCACUGUGCAAGAGAGAAAAGAAAGGAAAAUGCGGGAAAAGUAAUGUUACUAGAUUCAUUGGAUUCACCAAUGGACACUCAAAAGAAUUAUCAGCAAGCAACAAGAACUCACAUGUCACAUGGGACCGGAGAGGUAAUGGACACAGAUAAGCAGAAUAAAUUAAUGGAGCUAUUGUGACGCUUAGGAAAUAGAAGACUGCAUUUGUGACCAUGUAUGUGUCACUUACUUUGAGCAUUUAAUCUUCACAAAAGAAAGUUGUCUACGCUCUAGUUUUUUUUUUUGUUUUCUUAAUGUGGUGGGUAGAAAUUUGAUCAAGUCAGUCCAGAUUGGUCAUAGUACAAGCAAUUUGCAUCUGUUAAAAUUACAGAUGUGAACCGUGUCAAAGAAUUUAAAAAUAUUUAGCAUUGGAAAAUAAUUGAAGAUUAAUGUCUUUAUAUUAUUUAUAGUCUAAGGCUGAUGC
Xenopus tropicalis (tropical clawed frog) is the source of this 1956-nucleotide messenger RNA. Its product is annotated as gamma-aminobutyric acid receptor subunit rho-1-like. The transcript is spliced from 10 exons. Lineage: Eukaryota; Metazoa; Chordata; Amphibia; Anura; Pipidae. Bases 388 to 1539 code for a protein of 383 amino acids. Gene Ontology annotation, cellular component: membrane; postsynaptic membrane. Gene Ontology annotation, biological process: monoatomic ion transport; monoatomic ion transmembrane transport. Gene Ontology annotation, molecular function: extracellular ligand-gated monoatomic ion channel activity; monoatomic ion channel activity; transmembrane signaling receptor activity. The record is from RefSeq and is a predicted model, not a curated record.